CUCGCGUAAAAAAAGUAUUUUAUUGUAUAUAUUAUUUAUUCAGCAACAACCACUUGACGAUAUCCUUCCUUGCCAAUGUCAUUAAGCACAAAAUCAUCCUCUUUACCACUCGAUGAUCAUUAUAAUGCAACUACAAACCAGUUAAACUUUCUCAGUCUCAAUGAUCUAUUGCAUCCCACCGAGCAAUCCGAAUUUUUAUUGGACUUUUUAACCAUGGAACAGCUGGCUGUGAUGGAGAAUACCUUGAGAAAAGUAAAAGACAGAAAAAUGGCUUCUGUGGCCGCUGAUUCCGUAAUGGUGGCGUCUUCAGAUGUCAAUGAAUGUGCUACUACUACCUCGUCACCAUCGCCAUUACCACAGCAACAACAACAACAACAAAAUGGGUGGAUGCUGGCAGCUUCUCAACUCGCAAAAACAUUAGCGGAAUCCAUCUCGAUGAACAAUGUCGUUUGUACCGAACUGGCGAUCGAAAAGCCUGAUACUCCUCCUUCGCAAAACAAUUUACCGGCCGCCACUUCGGCUACGCUUCACGAACCGAUAAUUGAAAAACGGGACAAUGUCGAGUGGUUAAGCUUUAUCUAUUCACAUCAUCGUGUUAUGCGCCGUUACUGCAUUCGCACCGAUGUUGAAACCGUCGACAUGUCUCUCCUCGAUGAUGAAUUCAAACGAGAAAAUUGUGUUUACCCACGGGCCAAUUUACCGAAAGAAAUGUAUCACGGAAAUCGCUGGAGUUAUGAAACUGAGUGUAACAGUCUGGGCUGGAAAUUAGCGUGGCUCAAUACCACGGAAAUUGCUGGCAAACGUGGAUUGAUCCAGCGAGCCGUCGACAGCUACCGUAACCGAUAUCCAAGCAUGCGAUCACGACGGGUCGCUCGACAAGAGAAGCUCAAGAAAGGCACUUUACGAAAACGCAAGUUCCAAGAAAUAGUGGCCGAGGCGUCGGAACCUCAUCCAAAGGUGCCUGCGUUGAGCCAGUUGCCAAAGACCAUCACAGUCGAUGUCGACGGCGAAAAAGUUCGUGUGAAGACCAAUAUCGAGUCCGUGAAUCUGGAUUAUAUUGAUCCCGAAUUCCGAAGAGCGAACUGCGUCUUUCCACGGGUUAUGGAUGUCGACCUUGCUGUAGCCACCCCACGUCAACUGGAUGAAGCUCAGUGUAAUCAAGUCGGUUGGAAACUCGCAUGGAUGAAUUCACGUCAACUCGCCAACAAACGAAACUUAUUACAACGGGUGCUCGACAUUUAUCGUACAACCUUCAUGCCUUCACUGACUCCGCGCAAAUACUCGUCUCGUGCUCCUCCUACCACUGUCCCAUCCACUACGCUUCCUUUAACCGCUGAAUCCCUGCAAUUGCUUCCCGAUCAUCGGCCUAAAUGUGAUACCGCCGAUAGCGAAUCCAUCUACAGCGGUACUACCGCCAGUCUUGACUUUGACGAUUGCAUAUCGCCACCCACUGAUCAUGCGGGCACCACUCUUCCCGGCGAAAACCUCAAUCAUACAACCAACGACAACGCAUCCCCCGCGCUUUUAUCAGAUACCAUGUUAUGCGAUCCUUUUUGCCUGAAAGAUUUAGAUGUACCAUCUCUGCAGGAUGAUGGUCUCAGCACAGGCAGCAGCUGUCUCGAGUCUAAAAGCUCACCAACACACUCAUCAGACCAUAUCUUUGAUGACAUCUAUGAUGCCCGACCUUCGUCUUUAUCUCAAGAUCUUGAUCCCAAUAUCUACAGCUUGCCGGAGCCUUUGCCAUUGUUUUCGGUGGAUGUGGACCUCUUGUAUGGCGGUGUAAAAAUGGAAGAUAUCGAUAAUCCCGAUGUGUGGAAUGCCCUGAAUUACCCAUCAUUUACCAAUUGA
Molecule: messenger RNA, 1848 nt
Organism: Radiomyces spectabilis
Lineage: Eukaryota; Fungi; Mucoromycota; Mucoromycetes; Mucorales; Radiomycetaceae
Exons: 4
Coding region: 76-1848 (590 amino acids)
Source: RefSeq, a predicted model, not a curated record